Hypoxylon fragiforme is the source of this 2652-nucleotide messenger RNA. RefSeq lists its product as uncharacterized. The record is from RefSeq and is a predicted model, not a curated record. Lineage: Eukaryota; Fungi; Ascomycota; Sordariomycetes; Xylariales; Hypoxylaceae. The transcript has a single exon. The coding region runs from base 507 to 2237 and encodes 576 amino acids.
UCUAGACUUUAGUUAGCAUUCAAGUUUUUUCUUCCAACAUUUUCAGUUCCCCAUUCAAGCUGGAAAUCUUAAAAUCCACAUCUCAUCCACGUCCACGUCCACAUCACGUUUCUCCACCUCCCAAUUCCACGUCCCUUCUUGAACCACGUUGCCCUACAUAUCUGCAUUAUCAUUAUCUAGGAAUUGACUAUCGAUUAAUAUCUACCAAACUUGAUGGGAAAAUUAUUGAAUCUUUUUUCCCCUCCUUCUUCUCUCCUCCUCUCCCCUCCCUUUUUCCAUCUGUCUAUCUAUCUGACCGCCCGCGAUCUCUUUUGAUUCGAUUCAAAAGAGCAUUCUGCGUUGUUCGGAUUAGAUCGCUCGUUUCAUCGACAGAAUAACCGCACCACCACGAGCUUCUUUAUCUCUUGCUCUAUCACGCACGCAUUACCAGCUUCAUUUAAAUAAUCUAAGCGAUCAUUGUUGAAUAUACUACCUUAUAGUUCUUUGUCAUAUAUUCGAAUGCAAAUAUGUCGGCAGAUACUGAUACAAAUAGCGCCCGCCCGAAUGGCGUCGUAGAGAGUGACUAUGAACACAUUCCUUCCACUCCUCCCGAUAAUACGAGCGUCCACCAUUCCUUGUCACAGCAGACCAUUAUCUCUACUGAAGGACCGAACUCACCCAUCGAUCCAUCUAUUUCUUUCAAGACCGAGUUGAAUGAUGACCGUACCUCGUCUUCUCAGGUCAUUCCUUCAUCCUUGACCCCACCUCCCUCGUCGCAAGUCCCUCAAACCAACGGCGCCGCUGGUAUGCCAUUGGGCUAUAUCAGCUCGCAAAGAACCAAUAUGUUCUCCCCACCUACCACGGCACUCCGAACUGUCGCUCGGGAUGGUAGUUCUGUGUCGGAAUUUAUCGUUCCGACUUCAGAUCAGAUUGCCGACGCAUCGGCUGAAGAGCUUCGUGCCAUGGUUCAAAACUGUCUUGCUGAGAAUGCAAGGCUGAAGAUGGAGACCGCCCAUCACAAAUUGCAGUACAACCUACUCAGUAUGCAAGCUGAUGAGGAUGCAAAGAGGGCGACCGUAGAGCAUGAAAUGACCAGGCGUGAGGUUGAGGUAUUGCGCAUGACCGAGAAUUCUCGUCAAGCUCGGCGGGAACUAAAUGCGGCCUCCGACUCCACUCAAGUCAAAUAUCGAGAACUCCAAGCCCAGUAUGAGAUACUUUUGAAGGAGAAUGAAGCUCUCCAAAAACGCGUCAAGUAUGCUACCAAAUUCAUUCAACAGCAGGGCGAGGAACAUGACAACCUGGUCGACGAGCGUGAUAUGCUUCUCAACCGUAUCCGUGAGAAUAGGGAACAUUUCCACAUGCUGUGUAGCCCCGGUGGGGCAUUUCACGGUGCUCUAACGCCCAAGACCCCAGCAGCGACAUCACCUCAGCAACACCGAGCUACACCACGACAGACUCCUAGAUCUGUCCACAAAGAUGCCCGGCACGAUCAUGAGACCAAUCAGGAUGGUUUUGCCGCUCUUCUUCAGGCUUUAAGCCACGACAAUAGCGCACCCUCGACGCCGACGGCAGCCAAUCGCGCUACGCUACGAGCGCCGCCCAGACACACGCGUGGGGCCCAGUCGCUUUCUUCUCUGCCGACGACACCUGUAACACGUGCCCGCGGAGACUAUUCUGGUUUGUUGCCCUCCGUCGAUCUAGUGCCACAAACUGAACCCCCGAACCGGUAUGGAAAUAGCCGGUUUACAGUAGAGACACCGGUAGUGCAAAAAAGAGGACGGCAGAGCCGGGAAAGCACGAUCUCGGCGGAUGACAAUGAGGAGAUUGAUUGUGCAGCCCUGAAGGUGGUUGCUGCAGCUACGCAGUCAUACAUGUCACAAGGAUCACAAGGAUCACAAGCACCGCGACGAAGGGAAGACGAGGAGGAGGUGUUUGAGAGUCAGGCCAGUCAGGCGGCAUCUGAGAUGUUACGCCGUGACCCGCGGGAGAGUUUCGAGGUUGCCAGCUCGGUUGGUUCUCGAGAUGGCACACCAGCUCCAGCUGAGAAGACGGCCAAGCUGCAGUCGAAACUUUUUGCCGGGAUAAACAAGGCAGGGUUCGCAGUAGAGAAGCGCAAAUUCAACACCAGCACGGACGGCAAUGGUAUCGACAGCCGACGAGAAAGCGCCAUGAGCCCAGCAAAAAAGGUUAGGUACGGGGGCGGCAAUGAGAGCAAUGGCCGUGUUGGGUUGGGGAUUCGGUACGGCCAUGAAGCUUGAAGCUCUUCUAUUUUGGAGUUUGUGUGUGUCUCUGUCUGUGGCUAUGUCUGUGUGGAGUGGUUUGAAAAGGGUAUUAUCAUUAGGUCUUUGGGAAUAAUAGGGACGAUGUGAUGAAGAAGGGACGAAUCAUGUAUUAUACCCUGUUUUGCUAUGAAGGGAUUUAGCUCUUGGCCGGCAAUGGCCUCAGACUCAGAGCUGCUACAUAGGUAUGUAGGGUGUGUCAUACCUUAGGUAUCCAUCCUCCCAGCGAGGUUGCUUGUUUGGAUUUUGGUAUGCCACUAGCUAGUAGCUACAGUACUAUAGUGGGCAAAUUGCUACACUUGUUCCCAGCGCCAUUGCAGAUAGACAAUUCCGAGGUUGUGGUGAAUGUAUGAAUGUGUGAAUGUGUGAAUGUAGCCAAGUGCGCUACUGUCAA